This is a messenger RNA of Mugil cephalus (flathead mullet), 2888 nucleotides long. RefSeq names its product sodium-dependent phosphate transport protein 2B-like. The record is from RefSeq and is a predicted model, not a curated record. Gene Ontology annotation, biological process: sodium-dependent phosphate transport; intracellular phosphate ion homeostasis. Lineage: Eukaryota; Metazoa; Chordata; Actinopteri; Mugiliformes; Mugilidae. Gene Ontology annotation, molecular function: sodium:phosphate symporter activity. The coding region runs from base 103 to 2043 and encodes 646 amino acids. Gene Ontology annotation, cellular component: brush border; vesicle; apical plasma membrane. The transcript has 13 exons.
GAUCUAAACUGACCCCCACCUCCACGACACCUUCUCAUUUAAUCUGAAUGCAGGCAGCAUUGCUAAAACCCAGAACCCAGAUGAGCGCAUCACACAUGAAACAUGGAUUCACUAUGCCUGCCACAGAGUGGGGACUAUGAUGAGAAGUAUCGCGAUAAAGAUGUCAAAGCCAGCCCUGUUCAUUCCACUCUUUCUCUGAUUGGUGAGGAGCAGGAGGACGUGGAUCCAUGGGAUCUGCCAGAACUGACAGAUACUGGGGUCCCGUGGCUAGCCCUUGAUACCAAAGGGAAGAUAUUGAGAGUGCUAGUGUCAGUCGGGAAGCUGAUCCUGCUGCUGUGUUUACUCUACAUUUUCAUCUGUUCCCUUGACAUACUCAGCUCAGCUUUCCAGCUUGUUGGAGGUAAAACAGCGGGCGACAUCUUUCAAGAUAACUCUAUUUUGUCUAACCCUCUGGCUGGUCUGGUCAUUGGUGUUCUGGUUACUCUGCUGGUCCAGAGUUCGUCCACUUCCUCCUCCAUAGUCGUCAGCAUGGUUUCCUCUGGAUUGCUUACAGUCCAGGUGGCUGUACCUAUUAUCAUGGGCACCAACAUUGGCACUUCUGUCACCAACACGCUAGUCGCCAUGACACAGGCUGGGGAACGUAGCACAUUUCGCAGGGCUUUUGCAGGGGCGACUGUGCACGACUUCUUUAACUGGCUCACUGUACUGGUGCUGCUGCCUUUGGAGGUUGCCACUGGUUAUUUGUACGUGGUCACCAAGAUCAUCAUUGACUCUUUCAGCCUCCAGAGUGGACAGGCCCCAGAUCUGUUAAAUGUGAUAACUGAUAUUGUGACUGAAUCCAUCAUACAGCUGGAUGAGUCUGUCAUUAAUGGGAUUGCCACUGGACACCUGGAAGCCAGAAAUAAGAGUCUCAUCAAGAAAUGGUGCCAAACUUUCACCAACACAACUUUAAUGAAUGUCACAGUUCCUGGCCCAGAGAACUGCACCUCUCCAUCUCUCUGCUGGAUUGAUGGCAACCUCACCUUCACAGUGAAGAACGUUUCUCACACAUACAACUUAGAGAAAUGUAAGCAUCUCUUUGUGGAUGUGAAUCUGUCUGACUUGGUGGUGGGUUUGAUCCUGCUGACUUUGUCUCUGCUGGUGCUGUGCUCAUGUCUGGUCCUUAUCGUCAAGAUGCUCAACUCCAUGCUGAAGGGACAGGUGGCUACAGUCAUCAAGAAGAUCCUCAACACUGAUUUCCCAUUUCCAUUUGGUUGGGUCACAGGUUACAUUGCUAUUCUAGUCGGAGCCGGAAUGACCUUUAUUGUGCAGAGCAGUUCAGUGUUCACUUCUGCCAUUACUCCACUUGUUGGUAUUGGUGUCAUCAGCAUAGAGAGAGCAUACCCAUUGUCUCUGGGUUCGAAUAUUGGGACCACAACCACAGCCAUUCUGGCAGCCAUGGCUAGUCCUGGAGAUACACUGGCUAAUGCUCUACAGAUUGCCCUGGUACACUUCUUGUUCAACAUUUCUGGCAUCCUUCUGUGGUAUCCAGUCCCCUUUACCCGCAUUCCUAUCCAGCUGGCUAAAGGUUUGGGCAACAUAACUGCCUCCUACCGCUGGUUUGCUGCUGUCUACAUCAUCUGCUGCUUCUUCCUUUUACCACUCCUUGUAUUCAGCCUGUCCCUGGCCGGUUGGCAGGUACUGGUGGGUGUGGGUGCACCUAUAAUAGUCCUAUUGAUUAUCAUCAUUGUGAUCAACAUGCUGCAGAAAAGGAAACCUGGGUGUCUCCCUUCAAGAUUGCGAUCCUGGGACUUCCUUCCUGUCUGGGCCCACUCCCUGGCUCCCUGGGACAAGGUCAUCUGUGUGAUAAUUGCCAAAUGUUGUUGCUGCUGCAAAUGCUGUCAAAUUGCAUCUGACAACCAAGAACACAGAGUGCAAGAAUAUGUGGAAAGGAACAAGAACUCACAUAUAGUGGAGUAUGGCAACCCUGCAAUGAGUACAGAGAAAGAAGUAGAAAAUGAGAUGAGAAUAGAGCUACAAAUUCUAAAAAUUACCAAGCUUUGAGAUUUUUUAUUGACUUUAUUGACUCUCAUUAUACAAGAACAAUUCAGACCGCAUUUUACAAAAUGUAAAUAUUACUACAUUUGAUCAAUUUUUAACUGUCAGACAAAUCCUGGAAAGUGGUGGUUCACCCAGCUGUUUGGUGGUAGCUAUCAGCUUUUGCUGAAGAUGUAAAAGCAACAAUCACAUAUUAUGACUUAUUAUUAUUACUUUUAAAUGUAAGCGAAAUUUUUAAAUUACCCCAAUACACUAUUUUUUCAUAUUGCCAUGAAAUGUUAUACAGGUGUUUAUGGUUUUACUUUUGAUUAAGCAUAAACUGACUCAAGUGGUAAUUUUUGAUAUGCAUAUACUUACUUGGUUUAUGUGUAAAUUGAAAAACAAGAGAGCAAGAGAUUUUUAAGUUUUCUCAACUUUUGUCUGCUGUUGUUGACUUAACUAAGAUUUUUGAAGUUUUGCCAAGAGUUCUACUAACUUGGAUCUUCUUGAUCACCGUAGUAGGAUAAUAGUGUGAAACUGCCAUGUAUUUCUACCUUCACCAAAUGCAUUUUUUUCUUCUUCUUCUUAUUUGUUUUUUAUAGAUAUUCUUGUUGAAUAAACUUAGAAUUAUUUCUUAAAUGGCAUAUAUUCCUACGUUCCCCAAACACAAAUAAUCUUGUUGAUUAAACAUACAUUUUACCUUUACAAAUCAAGCAAAAAUUAUGUUGCUGUAAUUUUGUUUUUUGGGGGGCAUUUUAUGCCUUUAUUUGAAACUCGACUCACUGAGCUAAACACCGCCACGUAUGUUGCUGUAAUCUUGUUUGAAAAAAGUAUUAAUAGAUGAAUAAUUAAUAAAGGAGACUACAGGAUAA